Molecule: messenger RNA, 1077 nt
Organism: Suillus subaureus
Lineage: Eukaryota; Fungi; Basidiomycota; Agaricomycetes; Boletales; Suillaceae
Exons: 5
Coding region: 1-1077 (358 amino acids)
Biological process (GO): protein phosphorylation
Molecular function (GO): ATP binding; protein kinase activity
Source: RefSeq, a predicted model, not a curated record
AUGACCUCGACAUCCGCUGCUCAUUCACAUCUUGCUGAAUACGAGAUUUGGUGGAGGGACCACUACAACUUCCUGGAAGAAAAAGGCUACAAGCUGCGCAGUCGCUACAGUCCGGAUUGGGUGCCGUCUUGGACGAACACUAACAAAGUUGACAUAAAUUGCGAGGAUGGAAUUUCGUCACCGCACUAUCUUUUACUGGAUGCACGGCGCACUCAAGACGGUGCUCGCGUAUUACUUAAAUGUAUUGACGUAUCGCGACACCCGUAUGAGAUAGAGAUCGGCCGCUAUUUUUCCCGCUCACCUCUCAGCGAAGACCCAGCCAACCAUUGCGUGCCAAUUUAUGACGUUCUAGAGGUUCCCAAUGCCGAACAUCUUAUGAUCUUGGUCAUGCCGUUACUUCGAAAUGCUACGGAUCCCUAUUUUGACACAGUGGGGGAAGUUGUAGACUGCAUCCACCAGCUUUUCGAGGGGCUGUGCUUCAUGCACAGGCACCACGUUGCUCACAGGGACUGUAUGCAACUGAAUAUACUGAUGGACGGUAGUAUGUUCAUAGAUGCGUGGCAUCCAAGCGAACAAUACAUGUCGGAGGACCUCAAACGCGCAGCCAGGCAUCGUACGCGCACGCAGUCUCCGCCACGAUAUUACUACAUAGACUUUGGUAUUUCCCGCAAGUACGAGGCGUCUAACACCAACCCAUUAGAAGACCCCAUCUUUGGUGGAGAUAAAGAUGUGCCUGAGUUCAAGGAAGACAAUUUUAAACCUCGAAACCCAUUCCCAACUGAUGUUUGGUAUCUUGGACAUGCUAUUCAAGAAACAUUUCUUGACCGUUACUCAGGUGUGGAGUUCCUGAGCGGUCUGGUAUCGGACAUGAUGCACUCGGAUCCAGCACAGCGUCCAAACAUGGACGAAGUUUUUUCUCGAUUCCAGGUUCUACGCCAGGGUUUCAGUAAAUGGAAAUUACGUUCCCGGGUGGCUCAUGAGGAUGACGGCUCUCUUUUUGAUUUCCUAGCCCACUGGGCACAUCGCAUUCAGUACAUUGUACGCAGGAUUUCCCCAACGCAUACUUUGCUGUCAUAG